AUGAAAGAGGAAUGUCAGGCCACUCUUACUUUCCUUGGAUUGUACAAUUUUAUGGCCACCAAAGUUGAAGUGUUUAACACUGACACAGAACAGUAUGACACUUUUAACUUAAUUGAUGAGGAACAAAUGCAACAAUCGGACACUGAGGGAAAUGAAAUAACUGACACCCAGGCUGAUGACAUCAACUACUGGAUUUACAUCAAGGACAAAUUCAAUAUUUCCAAUGAUGCAUGGCAUGAAAUGGCAUUGAGAUCUAAAACAAUACCAAAUACUUACAAGACAACUCGAAAGAUAAAUGAAUUAAACCAGCAAUGGAAAAUAAGAGAUACCCCUGGUCAAGCAGAAGGGGUGCAAAUCAGCUUCAAAGAAAGCCUCAAGGAACAAAUUACCAACUUACAAAGGAAAGGAGAUUUAGAAGGAGAUACCAUUGGGGUGAAGAUAAGUGGAGAUGGCACAAACAUUGGAAAAAGACUUAAGCUAGUAAAUGUAACAUAUACAAUUUUAAAUGAGAAAGAGGCUGCAAUGAGUGAGAAGGGCAAUUAUGUUCUGGCUAUACUCAAGACAAGUGAAAACUAUGACAAUCUGAAGGAAAGUCUCUCUGAUUUAACACAAGAAAUGUCGAAAUUAAAUAAGGUAACAGUUGAGGGUAAAACCUAUAAUAUUGAAUACUUUCUCGGUGGGGAUUGGAAGUUCCUGGCAUGUGUCUGUGGGUUGGGGGCUGCUAACCAAGACUACGCCUGUAUCUGGUGCAAAUGCCCUCGCAACCAGAGACAUGACAUCCAAAGGGUAUGGUCACUUUCUAACAGUGCUCAGGGUGCCAGAUCACUGGAGGAAAUUUCAAGCUUUGCCAAAUCAAAAAAGUUUAAUUGCAAAGCAACUCCAUUAUUUAAUUUCAUACCAAUUGAUCAUGUCAUUAUUGAUACCUUACAUUUAUUUCUCCGCAUAUCAGAUAAUUUAACAGAACUUUUAAUCAGGGAAUUAAGGAGAAAGGAUGCUUGUGAGAAGAUAACAACAUUUCACAAUGGUUUUUCUCGAGAGAAAUUUAAACAUAUGGCAGCAUAUGAAACGUUUCUCAAAACCCUUGGCAUUUCUUUUGAGUGGAGAAUAAACAAAACACAAAAAAACUGGACUAUAGAGAUCUCACGGGUCCUGAAAAACUAA
Messenger RNA from Pocillopora meandrina, 1161 nucleotides. NCBI's taxonomy places the organism in Eukaryota, Metazoa, Cnidaria, Anthozoa, Scleractinia, Pocilloporidae. The record is from the annotation of a GenBank genome assembly.